Notodromas monacha is the source of this 1104-nucleotide messenger RNA. The record is from the annotation of a GenBank genome assembly. NCBI's taxonomy places the organism in Eukaryota, Metazoa, Arthropoda, Ostracoda, Podocopida, Cyprididae.
AUGUGGGCUGGAGACCAAAACGUCAAUUACGAGCCUGCUGAUGGUCUUCCGUCAGUGAUAACAGCAGCAUUGUCGGGAGCCGUCAGUGGAUUGACCAGAACCCAUUCUGACAUCGGAGGUUACACCUCCUUUUUCAUCGCCUUGCAAAGGGACACCGAAUUACUGAUGCGCUGGGCCGAACACGCCGUGUUUUCACCGGUCAUGAGAACCCACGAAGGUAGCAGUCCAGAAGCCAAUGAGCAAAUUUAUUCGGAUCCUGCGAUUCUGUCUGGGUUCGCACGGCUCGUGAAUCUGUACGUCACUUUGUCCCCGUACACAAAGGCGGUUCUCAGUGACAGUUUCAGCAAAGGUUAUCCCGUCAUGAGACCGCUUUUCUUCGAAUACGAAGACGACCCUAUUGCCUACGAACAGCAAUACCAGUACCUACUCGGACCUGAUUUGCUUGUUGCUCCUGUCCUUCAAAAAGACGCCGUGAGUUUUGAAUUGGAAUCUUCCUUAUCAUUGUCGGGAGCCGUCAGUGGAUUGACCAGAACCCAUUCUGACAUCGGAGGUUACACCUCCUUUUUCAUCGCCUUGCAAAGGGACACCGAAUUACUGAUGCGCUGGGCCGAACACGCCGUGUUUUCACCGGUCAUGAGAACCCACGAAGGUAGCAGUCCAGAAGCCAAUGAGCAAAUUUAUUCGGAUCCUGCGAUUCUGUCUGGGUUCGCACGGCUCGUGAAUCUGUACGUCACUUUGUCCCCGUACACAAAGGCGGUUCUCAGUGACAGUUUCAGCAAAGGUUAUCCCGUCAUGAGACCGCUUUUCUUCGAAUACGAAGACGACCCUAUUGCCUACGAACAGCAAUACCAGUACCUACUCGGACCUGAUUUGCUUGUUGCUCCUGUCCUUCAAAAAGACGCCGCGACUUGGGAAGUCUAUUUGCCGCCAGACGAGUGGCGGCACAUCUGGAAUCCUGAAAAAGUCCACAAAGGCGGCGGUUUCAUCAUUGUGGAAGCUCCUGUUGGCAAGCCACCAGUUUUCUUCAGGGACAAAUCAUCGUGGAAGCCACUUUUUGUACAUCGAAUUCCUAUCACUGCUGACGAAGCAAAUUUUGCAACAUAA